AUGACGUCAGCGCUGACGCGUUCAUCCAGCGUCGAGUCUUCAGAGCUGAGCUCUGCCGCCAUCAGUGAAAGACAAAGACAGAGUUUAUUGAAGGACAGUGAGAAGAUGAGUGAUCCAGAACCCUGCAGAAUUAAACAGGAGGAGACUGAAGAACUAAUAGAUGUGGUGGUGAAGGAGGAGAGUGAAGAACUGAGUGAAGAUGAGGAGAAGCAUCAUGUCAAAAGUGAAACCAAAACUGAACCAAACACUGAACAUGGUGUUUCAGUGGAAAGAACGGACAUAAAAGGUUUGACCUGCACUCAGUGUGGAAAGAGUUUAAGCUCUAAAUACGAUCUCAAGCGUCACAUGAUGAUCCACACUGGAGAGAAACCCUUCAAGUGUUCACACUGCGACAAGACAUUCAAUCAUUCAGGAAACCUGAAUUCACACAUGAAGAUCCACACUGGGGAGAAAACACACACAUGUGAUCAGUGCGGCAAAACUUUUUUGAGGCCUUCAGAGCUGAAGAAUCAUCUUAGAGUUCACACAAAGGAAAAGCUGUACUCAUGUUCUGAGUGUGGAAAGAGUUUUGGAGUGCAGUCAAGUUUAAGAAAACAUCAGCAGAUCCACACUGGUGUGAGAGAGUUUGUCUGCUCUGAGUGUAAGAAGGCGUUUACUAGAGCUGAUUACUUGAAACAGCACCAGAGGAUUCACACGGGAGAGAAACCGUACGUGUGUUCACACUGCGACAAGAGAUUCAGUCUAGCUAGUUCCCUUAAAUAUCACAAAACAACUCACACUGGAGAGACACCAUUAACAUGUACUCAGUGUGGGAAGAGUUUCACAAAAAUAUCACACCUUAACAAACACAUGCCGCUCCACACCGGAGAGAAAACACACAGAUGUGAUCAAUGCGGCAAAGCUUUUUUGAGGCCUUCACAGCUAAGGGUCCAUCUUAGAAGUCAUACAAAUGAGAAGCCUUAGUUCUGCUCUCAGUGUAUAAAUAGUUAGACAUCAGUCACAUUUAAAUGCACAUCAGCAGAUCCACACUGGUGUGAGAGAGUUUGUGUACUCUGAGUGUGAGAGGAGUUUUAAUAAAUCUGCAGACUUGAGACGACACCAAUUGAUCCACACUGAAGAGAAGCCGUACGUGUGUUCAAACUGCGACAAAACAUUCAGACAUUCAGGACACCUGAAAACACACCAGAGUGUUCACACUGGAGAGAAACCGUUCACAUGUACUCUGUAAGGAUCAUCAUCUAUUGAUAAACAUGUGUUGAGCCACACUGGACAGAGAAGUCACGAAUACAUUUUUAAGGCUUUAGAGCUUAAGAAACAUCUUAGAGUUCAUACAGUGACCGAUGUUUUUGACACAUAUGCUUGCAAUCUGUUGUUGACCAAAUUAUUAGACUAGUUUUUAACUAAAAUAAAAUGAGACAUUCAUCAU
Danio rerio (zebrafish) is the source of this 1426-nucleotide messenger RNA. Its product is annotated as zinc finger protein 1174. Gene Ontology annotation, cellular component: nucleus. Lineage: Eukaryota; Metazoa; Chordata; Actinopteri; Cypriniformes; Danionidae. The record is from RefSeq and is marked validated.